AUAACUGCACUGACUUAAAGAUUUUACGCUUAAGUGACGGUAUGUUUUAUAGGGUUAUGUUACAUUAAUAAAAGUAAUACUUAAAUAUAUAUUUCAAAUACACAUGCAGACAUUCAUGUCGGUAAAUGAGACGUAAACAACCACAAAAAGAAUAUUCGUUAGAAGAUUUCGUUGGAAAACAUAAAAAGAGAAUUACGCUUUAGGAAAAGAGAACCUACAAGAAAGUUUCGGUAGGAUGUUUGCAUUGGCUGUCUUGAAGAUAAUAGCUGUUUUGUCCAGUGGUUUCUACUUUCAUGGAUUUAUUUAUAUGAGCGAGAUAGAACAUCCAGCCAGACGGAACCUACCAAUUACUGCUUUUUUGAUGCAAUGGCGCCAAAGUUUUGAUAUCGCAAAGAUGUUUUUCGUUCCGGUAGAAGUUGUGGUUAUGAUCUCUACUCUUUUGCUAUACUUUAUGGAUCCCAUUGAGCAAGCUAGUUUAUGGCUGAUAUGUCCGACCUGUAUAUUAGCUGUUAUGGUAUGGUCAAUUACGAACAUUAUCCCAGAUUUACAACGCACAAUUAGUGAUGACGUGCUUGAAAACAAAGGGCCCCAGUGGAUCAUAACAACUGUUGAUUCGAUCAUGAAACGACAUUACCUUCGAACAGCCUUGUCUUUAGUGGUACACUUGACGGUAUUGUUACUCUCUUGUUAGGAACAAUAAACUUAUUUUGUGGGGACAUUAUAUGAGGUAUUGAUUCAAAACAAGUUUGUAAUCAUUCAUAUGUAAGUAGCCAAACAGUAAUGGCCUCAGUGGGACAUAUGUAAGUGAAAAAUGUGUUUGUAUAGUUAUCUUUAAGCUGUUGUGGAAGUUUUACUCGCACUUGUACAGAUAUGUUUUUAUGCCCCCGAAGGGAGGCAUAUAGUUUUUGAACCGUCUGUCUGUCUGUCGGUCUGUCCGCAUUUUUCGUGUCCGGUCCAUAUCUUUGUCAUCGAUGGAUGGAUUUUUAAAUAACUUGGCAUGAAUGUGUACCACAGUAAGACGACGUGUCGCGCGCAAGACCCAGGUUCGUAGCUCAAAGGUCAAGGUCACACUUAGACAUUAAGGGAUAGUGCAUUGGUGGGCGUGUCCGGUCCAUAUCUUUGUCAUCGAUGGAUGGAUUUUCAAAUAACUUGGCAUGAAUGUGUACCACAGUAAGACGACGUGUCGCGCGCAAGACCCAGGUCUGUAACUCAAAAGUCAAAGUCACACUUAGACAUUAAGGGAUAGUGCAUUGAUGGGCGUGUCCGGUCCAUAUCUUUGUCAUCGAUGGAUGGAUUUUCAAAUAACUUGGCAUGAAUGUGUACCACAGUAAGAUGACGUGUCGCGCGCAAAACCCAGGUCCGUAGCUCAAAGGUCAAGGUCACACUUAGACGUUAAAGGUCAUUUUUCAUGAUAGUGCAUUGAUGGACGUGUCCGGUCCAUAUCUUUGUUAUUCAUGCAUGGAUUUUAAAAUAACUACGCAUGCAUGUGUGACACAGUAAGACGACGUGUCGCGCGCAAGACCCAGCUCCGUAGGUCAAAGGCCCUAAACUCUAACAUCGGCCAUAACUAUUCAUUUAAAGUGCCAUAGGGGGCAUGUGUCAUCCUAUGGAGACAGCUCUUGUUUUUUUUCAGUGAAUUAUGUGUGAAAUGUUCAUAUUCGGAAACAAGACAUACUAUGAUUAAAACAAGAUAUACAAAAUAUAUUACAAGAAAACUUAUAUACAAACCUAAAAAAAAAAUGUUUGUUUCCGGUAUCCCGACCUACCCUAAAUCUUUGGCCUGACCCUAAAUGUUUUUAUGGCCUUGGAAAGUUUUUUUUUAUUUAACAAAAAGCUGCAAAACAGCACUUUUUAUGCUUUAAACAUGGUCAGUGAUGAUAGAAAUCAACUUAUAUAUACUGCAAAGGCAUAACCCCCUUAUUUGUAAUCAUUUUUGACAGAGAAAGAAUUUCCAAAAAGUCUAAUUUACCGGAAACAAACAGUUCACUUUUUUAAGCCUUAUAAUUAUGUAUGUAGUCGGAAAAUACUAGCAAAGAAGAAUGUUGAUCUAGGUCAUAUAGCACUGCUCGAAAAUAUGAUUUUGAAAUGUAAAGCUUAACCCUAUAUCUCUGAUUCACAUUAAAUAAAUAAUUAAUAUGAAUUAUUGAUA
This is a messenger RNA of Mercenaria mercenaria, 2149 nucleotides long. RefSeq lists its product as uncharacterized. The coding region runs from base 236 to 691 and encodes 151 amino acids. Lineage: Eukaryota; Metazoa; Mollusca; Bivalvia; Venerida; Veneridae. The transcript is spliced from 4 exons. The record is from RefSeq and is a predicted model, not a curated record.